UCUGAGUUCCAGAGACCAGAGGGGGAGAGAAAGCGACGCGGAUGACACACUCGCUCACACACACACACACACACACACACCCUCCCCGCUUCUCACGUACAGAGGUAAGGAGGACGGAGAGGAGGACAGGGUGGAGAACACGGGAGACCAGGACAACGAGAUUGGGGGGAGAUGCCCGCUGGACUGAUGGAUUUUAUUCCCCCCGAGCUGCACGAGCCUCUGUAAGACAACAUGGGCUGCAUAGGAUCCCGGACGAUCACGGCGGAUGCUGUGCCAGUUCGGAAAGAUGGGGAUCAGCAUGGUCGUACCGAGUUUUCCUGGGAGGGAAUCAAUCUGUCCGUGGAGGACACAACGUCCAUUCUGCCUCGUCUCAAGAGAAAGCCUGCCAACACCUAUGGGAUCGGUGCCCUGGCUAAGUCCUCUCUGUCAGGUGUGUCAGGUGUGACCCGCUCCAUGAAGGACAAGGUGACCAAGCCCACUGCCAUGGCCCAGGGUCGAGUGGCUCACAUGAUCGAGUGGCAGAGCUGGGGGAAACCCUCUGCAGGGCCGCCUGGAAGCGCGGGACGCAACAACCUGCUGAGGGAAAAGGAGAGGAGAUUGGAGAACGACUUCUACAGCGACCUCAGCGAUGGCGAAAAAGAGGCUCGCUUUGCUGCAGGAAUCAUGCAACAGUUUGCAAUCUCUGAGGCAACCCUGUUUGGCUGGAACUCCAUGGACGGUGACAGUAUGGGAGCUGGCUCCAAUCAGGGCAGCGUAGCUCACCUUAGUGAGGUCAACCAGGAGAGCAUCACCAGCAGAGACCAGGUGCUACAUCACUCCUCUGCAGAUGUCUGGCCUCACACCUACAUCUCACAAGGGUUAUACUGCCUGUCAUCUUCUGACGGCUGGGACCCAAUCACCAGCCAGCCCUCGGGCGUGGCCUCGCCUGCUGCAGGCUCUUUCAUCAUGGCUGCUGGCGGCAGUGGGGCGGGAGUUACACCUGGCGAUGGCUAUGAAGGGACAGUGGGCGGUUACCUUCAGCAGCACCAUGCUCAGCUGGCCUUCCAACAGCAAGGUCAACUCCAGCAGCUCCAGCAGCUUCAUCAUUAUCAACAGCACCAGUAUCUGCAGUAUCAACAACAGCAACAGUCUUUGGAGCCCAGGCUACACAGCAACUCCCAUUCUCUCCAAGCCACUCCCAACAGCACCAUCCACAGCCUUGGCCCACCUGCUCAUCCUCGGCUAGCUGACCUCUGGGGAGCAGCGCAGGUCGAGGCACACCAGGUGGAGAUUGUUGGACAGCUGAACUCACAGAUGGUGGACAUGGUUGGAGGAAUGGUGGAUAUGGUUGGAGAGGAACCAGAGCUCAAAUCUGGAGGCAUACCAGAGCAUGAAGAGGAAGAAGAUGAAUACACAAGACUCGAAGAGGUGACUUUAACCCUGGAGCCAGAGCCGUGUUCUCUGACGCCGUCCCCACUGAAGGAGGAGGCGUCGUCCACCAGAGGUUCCAGCCCAGGAAUACCAGCACAGACUACUGAAUCCAUUGCAGAGAGAAUACCAUUUGACGUCUUGCCAUGUGGCAUUGCCAAAGAUGAGGAGGCAGAAGAAGGCUCCAUGGUCAUUGUUGCAACCAACUGAACUACAAAAAUACAAAACUGCAAAUGCCCCAGUAAUCAGUCAAGCUAUUAUCCCCCACCCUCACCCGUAUAUUUACCCACAUGGAGCCACAUGGAGGAAUUUUUAGGGAACGUUGGGAUGUAAUGUACACAACUGUUUUUCUCUUCCCAAUUUAGUGUGAAAAAUGGGAAACAGACAACAGGAUGUGAACUGAGUAAUGGACUCUUCCAAAUGUCUGGGACAAAGUCAACCGAAGAGCCAGGACUGAAAUGCAAUAUCCUCAAGAAAACAAAAACAUGAAAAGCAAACAAAACAAAAAAGAUAAAAAGAAACUUUUAAGGGCCUAUCUGAGAUUUCAAUGCAAUAUAUUAAAAAAACCACACAAACCUGGAUUGGAUUCAGAGUGCUUGGUUCCAUGCAGAAACAGAAGUGUUCAGCGGAUCCAGCAGGGGUAUGGACGUUUUUCUGCUCCAUCAGAUUCUGAUUUUUGUAAACAUUUGAAUUUUCUUUCUGAAUUUAAAAAUAAAAAUAAAUGUUUAAACAUUUCAGACAGAAAAUUUAAGGGUUCAAAAAAUUUAGAUGGAACAGAAAAACAUCCAUAUAAUGCCAGGAAAACCUGAUUUGCUGCAUAUUGUGUUUUGGUUGGAAUGCAGAACAUGUGAGUGAUGCACCUGCACACACAAAGAAGCUGACCACAACCCCCAAAACAUGCAUGCUUUUUAACAGUGACCCUGCCCCAACAUUAUAACGCAGUAUACAAAGUAAUACCAUAACAAAUUGCUUUUUUUCUUUUUUUUUUUUUUUUUAGAAAAAAAAGGUGGAAAACCCCCCGGAUGUAUUUGUAUGAAUGUCAGACAGUAUGUAAGGUUGUAUGAAUGUAGCUGCUUUGUUUAUGUGUAAAAUAUAUAUUUAUUCUGAAAAACAAACACAGAGCCUUCCUCUUUCAGUGAUGCAAAGGAUCAAACUCAUGCGUGUUUUACUUCGAAAGAUGUUUCUAAAUAAGGGACAUAAUACACAGGAAGUGAUUAAAAAUAGAUUUAAUUGAUCAAUGCGACAGGAAAAUUUAUAUUCAAAUAAAAAGGAAAUAUGAUCACUUAAAUCCAGUAAUUCAGUGUUGUUUACAUUAAUUUUUCAUCGUUUGCAGAGUUAAUCACAUUUUUCACUUAAGUGGUCUGCAGGGGGAAACCAUCAAUAACCAAGAGGAAAUUUUAUUCAGAUUUAAAAAGAGGGAAAAUAUGAGUAGUGAGAUAAAGUGAAA
Oryzias latipes (Japanese medaka) is the source of this 2854-nucleotide messenger RNA. RefSeq lists its product as uncharacterized. NCBI's taxonomy places the organism in Eukaryota, Metazoa, Chordata, Actinopteri, Beloniformes, Adrianichthyidae. The record is from RefSeq and is a predicted model, not a curated record.